Neurospora hispaniola is the source of this 207-nucleotide messenger RNA. RefSeq lists its product as uncharacterized. Lineage: Eukaryota; Fungi; Ascomycota; Sordariomycetes; Sordariales; Sordariaceae. The record is from RefSeq and is a predicted model, not a curated record. The transcript is spliced from 2 exons. The annotation marks the transcript as partial.
CCUUCAGCAGCGUCCCUAGCCACUUUUGGGGUGUCCAAUCACAGUGAGGUCGGCUAUCGACCGAGUCCCAGUGUUCCAGUCUCCAUCGUUCGUCUGGUCUCGCUCGGUCCAGGUCAGGAACACCCGCAGACGCCCGCACUGCCAGGCAGCGGAGAUAAUGUGAAUGAACAAGAGAAGAUCAUUGAUCUUCCUCAACUCCAUGAGUGA